AUGACAACCUCCACAUUCAAGUAUCUCAACCGCUCCUCCAUCCAACCCACCACCAAACCCUGGGCCAAAGUCGACGGCCCGGGCACCUCCUUCACCCUCUCAGACCACACCAAGCCCGUAACCGACCUCCGCUCCGUCCCCAACCCCAACACCUUCACAACCGACACCUCCGGCUUCUCCGUCCACCACGCCCCCUCCACGGAAACGCUCUUCACCGACGACACCGCCAUCCGCACCGGCUACUACGACGAAGUAACCAACCUCCUCAAAACCUCCCUUCCAGGCGUCAGCAAAGUCGUCAUCUUCGACCACACCAUCCGGCGCCACGACCCCACCUCCCCGCGCCAGCCCGUGCAGCAGGUGCACGUGGACCAGACCCCGCGCGCCGCCGAGGCGCGCGUGCGUCGCCACCUCCCGCCCCAAGAGGCCGACGACCUGCUCAAGCGCCGCUACCAGAUCAUCAACGUCUGGCGGCCCAUCGGCCACCCGGCUAGCGACUACCCGCUCGCGCUCGUCGACUGGCGCAGCACGCAACCGCGGGACUUCGUCAAGGUGGACCUGAUGUACCCGAAACGCGACGCCGCCGCCGACGACGCCGCCGCCGCUGCAGCGACAAAUGGCGUAAACGGCACAGCUUCGGCCGAUGACAGUGACGACCGCGGCAAAGAAGUCCUCCCCUCCCCCUCCAGCAAGGACAGCACGGUCGGCUACGAAGUCAAAGGUGAGACUCUGGUCGUCGCGCCCAACGAUUCCCACCAGUUCUACUACGUCAAGGACAUGACGCCCGAGGAGGCCAUGUUCAUCAAGUGCUUCGACAGCCGCAGCGUGUGGAUGAAUGACGAGGGGUACGUCAGUGGAGAGGAGGGAGAGGCAAAGGUGCAGGAAGGAACGGUGCAGGGAAAGGGAGAGGGGAGGGACGGCGUGGCGAUGGGGACGGCGCAUACGGCUUUCAUUGACCCGAAGACGCCGAAGGGGAGCAAGGGGAGGGAGAGCAUCGAGGUGAGGUGUUUGGUGUUUUACGAGGAGGGGGCUUGA
Cyphellophora europaea CBS 101466 is the source of this 1035-nucleotide messenger RNA. RefSeq lists its product as uncharacterized. NCBI's taxonomy places the organism in Eukaryota, Fungi, Ascomycota, Eurotiomycetes, Chaetothyriales, Cyphellophoraceae. Gene Ontology annotation, molecular function: oxidoreductase activity. Bases 1 to 1035 code for a protein of 344 amino acids. The record is from RefSeq and is a predicted model, not a curated record. The transcript has a single exon.